AUGACGGUUGCUGUUGGCACCACGUGGGAUCUUUCUGACCUGAUCUUUCUCUCAGUCAUCCCGGUGCAACUCGGGGCGGAGCUAUUGGAGAUCCCACAGCAGAUGUUCUCCAUGAUGGAAGAUACACCUUAUCUCCAGGCUGCAGAGAAGGAUUUAGACUGGGAAAGCAGCUCCAAUCGUGGAGGCUGGCGUUUGCCCCCUGAGCGAACACCCAGCCUGGUGAGAGAAGGAGUGUUUGUGGUUUCCUCUUCCCCACGACUUCCGAAUGCUGCUGUGGAGGGAACAAAUAACUGUGAAGUUACCAGCCCACUGGGGCUGCCCCUGCGGCAGGGGAACACGGUCCGAGGCUUCCGCCCGCUGCCUGCAGGGAGCCCUGAAAGCCUGGAGAUGUAUGUGUUUAACUUGACAUCGCUUACCGAGUCUGAAAACGUCUUGUUGGCUUCGGUGUAUUAUUAUAUUGGUGAUCUGCUGCAAGCUCAGGGGAACUGUUCACAGUCCAGAAACUGUUCUCGCCAUGGGCGCAGGAAAUCUGAAAUUCAGAUUCAUCUUUCAGUUUGGACCUUUCCUUCUGUGGGGAACCGGACUCGGAGCCUGGGACGUUUCCUCAUAAAUGUCUCCACUGCUUACCAGGACAUCCGGUCCUGGCAGUGGAAGGAUAUCACUCAGCUCCUCCAUGCAGCAAAAAAAGGCAAUGAACUGCUGAUCGGUGUCAAAAUGGAUCUGACCAGCCAUCAGCCCUGGAAAAGGGCACCUUCUCGCUAUGAGCCCUACAUUCUGAUUUAUGCCAACGAUUCGGCUAUUUCAGAGCCAGACAGUGUUGUCUCUAGUUUGCAAGGGCACCGUCAUCCUCUGGCCAGGGUCUUGCCCAGGCCAGAAGACCACGGGAGGAGCAGCCUCGGGAAGCGGCGUCGAAAACGCUCCGCGAACGCCCUGUUGCCGUUGCAGAAUAAUGAGCUCCCAGGAGCGGAGUACCAGUACAAUGAGGAUGAGAGAUGGGAAGACAGAAAGCCCUACAAAACCUUCCAGCCACAACUAGCAGAGAGGGCAAAGAGUAAGAAAAAGCAGAGGAAGAAUCAUCACCAGAAGAGCCAGACUCUCCGGUUUGAUGAGCAAACGCUGAAGAAGGCGAGGAGGAAGCAGUGGAAUGAGCCAAGGUAUUGUGCCCGGCGCUAUCUCAAGGUGGAUUUUGCAGAUAUUGGCUGGAGCGAGUGGAUUAUUUCACCUAAAUCCUUCGAUGCCUAUUACUGCUCAGGCGAAUGCCAGUUCCCAAUUCCAAAGUCCUUGAAGCCGUCCAACCAUGCCACCAUACAGAGCAUAGUGCGAGCCGUCGGCAUCAUCCCGGGCAUUCCGGAGCCUUGCUGCGUUCCUGACAAAAUGUCGUCUCUCAGUAUCUUAUUCUUUGAUGAAAACAAAAACGUGGUUCUUAAGGUAUACCCAAACAUGACAGUGGAAUCCUGUGCUUGCAGAUAA
Molecule: messenger RNA, 1470 nt
Organism: Apaloderma vittatum (bar-tailed trogon)
Lineage: Eukaryota; Metazoa; Chordata; Aves; Trogoniformes; Trogonidae
Gene: BMP3
Product: bone morphogenetic protein 3
Exons: 6
Coding region: 1-1470 (489 amino acids)
Biological process (GO): SMAD protein signal transduction; BMP signaling pathway
Cellular component (GO): extracellular region
Molecular function (GO): cytokine activity; growth factor activity
Source: RefSeq, a predicted model, not a curated record